This is a messenger RNA of Argentina anserina (silverweed cinquefoil), 2393 nucleotides long. Its product is annotated as probable BOI-related E3 ubiquitin-protein ligase 3. Bases 1042 to 1872 code for a protein of 276 amino acids. Lineage: Eukaryota; Viridiplantae; Streptophyta; Magnoliopsida; Rosales; Rosaceae. The transcript is spliced from 2 exons. Gene Ontology annotation, molecular function: ubiquitin-protein transferase activity. The record is from RefSeq and is a predicted model, not a curated record.
CUUUCAAAGUCUCAAUAAAACUCUGCAUUCCGUGUUGGGAUACAUCCGAUACAAACACACGUUUUCCUUAUUGAUAAUUAAAAUCAUAGGACUAAGUUAACCCAAAUAUAUACAGUAUAUGGUAUAUCCAAAAUAUUGAGUUUUAAGUGUGUUGACCAAGUAAGAGAAAACAAAAAGAAGUAUUGACCGGUAUUUAAUCCUGGAAAAAAGAUAUGCAUGCAACACCUUCCCAAUACUAAUCAGAUUCACACGCAAAUUCAUAGGAUACACACCUCACGUUUUGCUGUUGAAAAACAUAAUCGAGAAAGAAACUUAAAAUCACAUAAAUCUUUUGAACAAAAUGGGUAGGUGAGAAUUGACACCAAUCCAUUGCUCUGAGGUGAGUAAAUUAUGCUCAAUCUGAAUGGUAUUAAAAUAUUUACUCUUUCAAGAGAGGGAGGAGAAAUAAAGGGGGAAGAAUAGUGUCUCCUAUUCUAAGCCAUUCCAGAUGAGUGACCAGACUGACAAAAUCAAAAUUUUCAUAUAAAUACGAGAGAGAGAUGAUGGCAUGGAGGACUCGUUCACACAGAGCCUCUCACUCUCACCCACUUGGAAUUGAAUUCUGUGUGUUUGUUUGUUUCGUUUCUAAUUCAAAACAAACGCACCCUCUUCUUCCUCUUCCUCCUCUGAAAUCUCUGACCGACCCGAUAGUUUAGUCACAAUAUCUGCAUGCGUACGUUUUUGUUUGUUUCCAACCCCAUUGAUGUAGAGCAAAAUGAGGCAACAAAAUCCUCAAACUUUUAUUUUAUAUAAAGCCGAGACACAGACUCAGUGAAGCAUCCUAUGCCCUUAUCCCUAUUUCCUCUGCUGGUUUCUUAUACAACCUUGCUAUUCUCUUGUGGGUCUUCUUCUUUGUUUAGCUGUUUAUAUAUAUAUAGCUCCCCCCAACUUCUAGCCCACCACCUUUUUUUGUCAAAAAUGGAACAUUGAGGGAGAAAAGCUUGAAUCUUUAGAGUACAUUUGUAUUCUGGUGUUGGUUUUGGUUUAGAGGGUGAAAUAAUCAUGGCUAUUGAGGCGCAGUUGUAUUCUGACAGUCUUGGGUUUCCGAUGUUUGGUUCACAAGCACAGGAUUUGAUGGUGGACAACAAUGUUUGCGGUGGGUUUAAUCAGUUCUGUUUCAAUGCUCAGCAGAAACCGCCGCAGCUACAGUACCAGCCACCGCCGUUGAUUCCUGGUACUCUUGUUCCUGCUCCUCAUAACAACAACUACAUGGCUUAUACUCGACACGGUAUUGCAGCUGAGGAGGCCAAGCAAAGACAGGAGAUUGAUGACUAUCUCAGAUUACAGAAUGAGAGAUUGAGAUUGAUGCUGCAAGAGCAUAGCAAGCGGCAAGUCGCAUUGUUGUUGAAGAAAGUCGAGUGCAGAACAGAGCUAGUAAUGAAGCAGAAGAAUGAGGAGAUAGCACAAGCGGUCAAGAAGAGAAUGGAGCUCGAAGAUUUCUUGAGGAAAUUGGAGGCUGAAAACCACGCGUGGCAAAGAGCAGCUCAGGAGAACGUGGCCACGGUCAUGUCCUUAAACAACACUCUUGAACAGUUCAGGGAGAGAGCCACUCGUGGUGUCAUGGAAGAUGCAGAGUCUUGCUGUUGUAGUGAACAAGAGGAGGAGGAAGAAGAAGACACAGGUGAUUUCAGAGGAGGAGGAGGUUUUGAUAAUGGUGUUGUGGGUGACGAGAUAAAGAUGAUGAUAUGCAAAGGCUGCAAUUUUGAAAGGUCGUGUGUCAUGUUUCUCCCUUGCAGGCAUCUUUGUUCAUGCAAAGCCUGUGAAGUUGGUUUUGAUGCUUGUCCUGUUUGCUCGACGCCAAAGAAGGCUAGCAUAGAGGCAUUGAUUUUCUAGGCUGAAAUUCCAGGAAAAAAUGGGGAGAUAGAAACAAGGGGAAGAGCGAAAGGGUUUGAAGGAUUAGCAGUGGUGAUGAUCAUGGUGCUAUCAAUGGGUGAAACAGAACAGUGAACAGAGCCAACUUCAAUGCAAUGCCAAUGGUGUAAAUGGGUUUUCUUAAUUUGCGUUUUCUUUUCCUUUUUUAGGGACUCUGAGUUUAGGCUUAGUUUGUAAACCUCUGAGAAAGACGAAAUGGAUAGGACAUACAGAACAGAGGGCAUCUUUUCCUUUCAUGGAGGUGUCUUGCUGCUUUUGCCUUUUUCAAAAUGUUGCUGUGUUUUUGUUGUGGUUUUUAUUCUUGGCAUGGUGGGAUUCAUCUGUUUAUUCAUAUCAAUCGGGAUUGCACAAAUUGGUCCACAACUAUUGACAGAAAGAUGAGCCAUCAGGAGAGGAUUGAAAACGUUCAGAUGAGAGAACAAGUCUGUUUCCGCGUUUUGUUUUCAUGCUAGAAAUGAGUCUUGUUCAAGUUCUAUGAGCUU